UUCUUUCUACUCUUAGGAGUCCGUUUUGUCUUAUAUCCUUAAACCAACCUUACCCCACAAUCCUCCUCUCUCUCUCUCCUCUUUCCCUCUCUUCUUUCCUCCAUUUUUGGCUCCUUAAAACAACCAUUUCAUCACCUGAAUCCAACCCUCUUAUUGCCAUGGGAUUGGACAUGUCUAACAACCCACCCACAUCUCGUACCAAAGACUUCUUCGCUUCUCCUGCUCUUUCUCUUAGUCUCGCUGGCAUAUUUCGUGAUGCGGAUGCCACCGCAGCUGCUAAUACAGACCAGGUAGAGGAAGGAGAUGAAGGAAGUGGAGGCGGAGGAUCUAGAAGAGAAGAGACGGUGGAGAUUAGUAGCGAAAACUCAGGCCCGGCGAGAUCAAGAUCAGACGACGAGUUUGACGGAGGCGAACCCGACGAAGAUGACGAUGGAGACAAGAACAAGAAGAAGAAAAGAAAAAAGUAUCAUCGUCACACUGCAGAACAAAUCAGAGAAAUGGAAGCGCUGUUCAAGGAGUCUCCACAUCCUGAUGAGAAGCAAAGGCAGCAACUGAGCAAACAAUUAGGCCUUGCUCCGAGACAAGUCAAGUUUUGGUUCCAAAAUCGUCGAACCCAGAUCAAAGCUAUACAAGAACGCCAUGAAAAUUCAUUGCUCAAAGGUGAAAUGGAGAAGCUCCGAGAGGAGAACAAAGCCAUGAGAGAAGCCAUUAACAAAGCUUGUUGCCCCAACUGCGGCACUCCCACCACUAGCAGGGACACUGCCGCGACCACUGAAGAGCAACACCUACGUAUAGAAAAUGCUAAACUUAAAGCCGAGAUCGAAAAAUUAAGAGCUGCUGUGGGGAAAUCUCCACCAGGGGGGACAUCAACAAGCUCGUGCUCGGCUGGAAAUGACCAAGAAAACAGGAGCUCUUUGGAUUUUUACACUGGAAUUUUUGGACUUGAUAAGUCAAGAAUUAUGGAGCUGGUUAAUCAAGGAAUAGAAGAGUUGAAAAAAAUGGCUUCGGCCAGUGAGCCACUUUGGAUUCGAAGUGUUGAGACUGGCCGUGAAAUCCUCAACUAUGAUGAGUAUAUCAAAGAGUUUUGUGUUGAAAAUCCGAGCGACGGCAAGCCGAAAAGAUCCAUUGAAGCCUCCAGAGAGACUGGCGUCGUUUUUGUUGAUCUUCCCAGGCUUGUGCAAAGUUUCAUGGAUGUGAAUCAGUGGAAGGCAAUGUUCCCAGGCUUAAUCUCAAAGGCAGCCACUGUUGAUGUCAUCUGCAAUGGUGAAGGUCCUAACAGAGAUGGCGCAGUGCAGUUGAUGUUUGCAGAGCUGCAAAUGCUUACACCAAUGGUGCCAACCAGAGAAGUUUAUUUUGUCAGAUUCUGCAAGCAAAUAAGUGCUGAACAGUGGGCAAUUGUUGAUGUCUCCGUUGACAAAGUUGAAGAAAACAUUGAUGCAUCUCUAGUUAAAUGCAGAAAACGACCAUCUGGUUGCAUCAUUGAAGAUAAAUCAAACGGCCACUGCAAGGUGAUAUGGGUGGAACAUCUAGAGUGCCAGAAAGCUCCACUUCACACCAUGUAUAGGACAAUUGUUAACAGUGGUUUAGCCUUUGGUGCAAGGCAUUGGAUGACAACCUUGAGGCUUCAGUGUGAAAGGCUUGUUUUCUUCAUGGCAACUAACGUCCCUACGAAGGAUUCAACUGGUGUGGCAACACUGGCUGGGAGGAAGAGCAUUUUGAAGUUGGCUCAGAGAAUGACUUGGAGUUUUUGUCGUGCCAUUGGAGCAUCGAGCUACCAUACUUGGAAAAAGGUCUCAGGCAAAGCAGGAGAAGACAUAAGGUUUUCUUCCAGGAAGAACUUGAAUGAUCCUGGAGAACCUCUUGGAGUGAUCUUGUGCGUGGUUUCUUCUGUUUGGUUGCCUGUCUCUCCUCAUCUUCUGUUCGAUUUCUUAAGAGAUGAAGCUCGUAGGAAUGAGUGGGAUAUCAUGUCAAGUGGAGGUCCUGCACAAGCCAUUGCAAACUUGGCCAAAGGGCAAGAUCGCGGCAAUGCAGUAACAAUACAGGCAAUGACAACAAAAGAGAACAGUUUGUGGGUACUCCAAGAUAGCUGCACAAAUGCAUAUGAAUCAAUGGUGGUUUAUGCUCCUGUGGACAUUACCGGUAUGCAGUCAGUCAUUACCGGAUGUGACUCCAGCAACAUUGCUGUAUUGCCUUCUGGAUUCUCUAUUCUUCCUGAUGGACUUGAGACAAGGCCUCUAGUGAUAACUUCAAGGCAAGAGGAGAAGAGCACAGAAGGAGGAUCUUUACUCACAAUAGCAUUCCAAAUCCAGACAAAUAGCUCUCCUACAGCCAAGCUAACAAUGGAGUCCGUGGAGUCUGCUAGCACACUUAUAUCAUGCACAUUGAGAAAUAUCAAGACAAGCUUGCAAUGUGAAGAUGCAUGAUCACCACAGCUAUAUAAACUAGGUAGACACAUAAAUUGUAAACCUCGUAGGCUUUCCUGAUUUUUUGAUCAACUUGUAGCAUUUUGCAGACUAUCUGUAUUAUCUUAGCCUGCUUUUCAUUUGCUAUUUGACUAGAAUGGAGGGUUUGAUGUUCAUGCUGAUUUUUAAUCAACAUAUCUGGAAGGGAAAGUUUGAGAGA
Mangifera indica (mango) is the source of this 2622-nucleotide messenger RNA. Its product is annotated as homeobox-leucine zipper protein GLABRA 2-like. The record is from RefSeq and is a predicted model, not a curated record. Gene Ontology annotation, molecular function: DNA binding; DNA-binding transcription factor activity, RNA polymerase II-specific; lipid binding. Gene Ontology annotation, biological process: regulation of DNA-templated transcription. NCBI's taxonomy places the organism in Eukaryota, Viridiplantae, Streptophyta, Magnoliopsida, Sapindales, Anacardiaceae. The coding region runs from base 159 to 2423 and encodes 754 amino acids. The transcript has 11 exons.